Messenger RNA from Cyclopterus lumpus (lumpfish), 1341 nucleotides. RefSeq names its product zona pellucida sperm-binding protein 4-like. Gene Ontology annotation, molecular function: acrosin binding; structural constituent of egg coat. NCBI's taxonomy places the organism in Eukaryota, Metazoa, Chordata, Actinopteri, Perciformes, Cyclopteridae. Gene Ontology annotation, cellular component: egg coat. Gene Ontology annotation, biological process: prevention of polyspermy; binding of sperm to zona pellucida. The record is from RefSeq and is a predicted model, not a curated record.
AUGGCCACGGACACGGCCAUCACCACGGCCAUCACCACGGCCAUCACCACGGCCAUCACCACGGCCAUCACCACGGCCAUCAUCAUCACCACGGCCAUCACCACGGCCAUCACCAUCACCACGGGCACCUCCAUCUCCACGGACAUCACCACGGCCAUCACCACAGACAUCGCCACGGACAUCGCCACGGACAUCACCACCAUCCUCACUUUGAUCAGCAGCAGCAGAACUCACAGAGCAAAACCAUUUUCACAAAGCAUCCUCCUGCCGAGAGUUGAUGUGGCAAAAAACACGAGGAUCCCAUGUGGACUUCCUGAUAUCUCUACUGAAAACUGCGAUGCCAUAAACUGCUGCUCUGAUGGUGGACAGUGCUAUUAUGGAAAGGCAGUGACCGUUCAGUGCACCAAGGACGGCCAGUUCAUUGUCGUAGUGGCGAGAGAUGCCACUCUGCCCAACAUUGACCUCGAGUCAAUCUCACUGUUGAGCAAAGCUUCAGGCUGUACACAUGUUGACUCUAAUUCAGACUUUGCCAUCUAUAACUUUCCUGUUACCGCAUGUGGCACCAUUGUUUUGGAGGAGCCUGGUGUUAUAAUCUAUGAGAACAAAAUGUUCUCCUCAUAUGAAGUGGAAACCGGGCCACGUGGAGUCAUUACCAGGGACAGCCACUAUGAAUUGCUCUUCCAGUGUCGGUACAUCGGCACAACUGUUCAAACUGUGGUUGUAGAAGUACUACCAUUAGGAAUUACUCCUCUAUCAGUUGCUGAGCUGGGACCCAUCAGAGUAGAACUGAGGUUGGGAAAUGGACAGUGUAUUUCAAAGGGUUGUAAUGAAGUGGAUGUGGCCUAUGAUUCGUACUACACGGAGGCUGACUAUCCCGUACGCAAAGUACUGAGGGACCCUGUGUACGUGGAGGUUCAACUCCUUGAGAAGACAGAUCCCAACCUUGUCCUGACUGUUGGUCGCUGUUGGGCAACCACAAAGCCCAACCCUCACAGUCUGCCCCAGUGGGACAUUCUGACAGACGGGUGUCCAUGCAGGAAUGAUAACUACUUGUCCUCACUGGUUCCAGUCGGUGCCUUCUCUGGUCUGGACUUCCCAAGUCACUACAGACGUUUCAUUUUCAAAAUGUUUACCUUUGUUGACCCCACGUCAUCUCAACCCAUGAAGGAACAGGUGUACAUUCACUGCAGUACAGCUGUGUGUACUACUACAGGAGGCCGGUCCUGUGAACCAAUAUGCUACAGAAAAAAGAGAGAUGUCAUGGCUGUGGACCAGACAAGUUCUGAGGCAAAGGUUGUGGUUUCUGUAGGACCAGUGAGCAUGGGUGCCUCCGCGGAGUAA